ACAGAGAGAGAGAGAGAGAGAGAUGGACAGUGCUGUUGAAACAGAGACACAGGGUGAGGCAGAGGGAGCUCCAAACCCUAGCAAUGGCAAUGAGGAAGAGAAGGCAAAGGUGGUGGUGAUAAUGGGUCCCACAGGCUCAGGGAAGUCAAGGCUAGCCAUUGAUUUAGCCACCCACUUCCCCAUUGAGAUCAUCAACGCUGAUUCUAUGCAGGUCUACCAUGGCCUUGAUGUCCUCACCAACAAGGUCUCCCUCAAUGAGCAAAAGGGGGUGCCACAUCAUCUUUUGGGGACCAUAAGCCCAAACCUGGAAUUCACUGCUAAGGAUUUCAGGGAUUCUGUUAUUCCUCUUAUCAAUGACAUAUUGCUUCGCAACUGCAUGCCGGUCAUUGUUGGGGGUACAAAUUACUAUAUCCAGGCUCUUGUAAGUGCAUUCCUCUUGGAUGAUUCAGCAGAAGAUAUGGAUGAAGGCUGUUUAAGUGGCCCUCUUGGAGAUGAACAGACAGAUAAAGAGCUGGAUUUUGGGAGAGACGGUUCUGACUAUAGUUAUGACCAUCUUAAGGACAUUGAUCCAGUUGCAGCAAACAGAAUCCAUCCAAAUAACCAUAGAAAAAUUAGUCAAUAUCUCAAUCUUUACUCCCGUUCUGGUGUGCCCCCAAGCAAACUUUUUCAGGAAAAGACAGCCAAGAAUUGGGGUCAAGUCAAUAAUUUUAGAUACAAUUGCUGUUUUAUAUGCGUGGAUGCUUCUCUCCCUGUACUGGACCAAUAUGUGGAACAAAGAGUUGAUUGCAUGAUAGAAGCUGGAUUACUUAAUGAAGUCUUUGACAUUUACAAUCCAAAUGCAGAUUACACUAGAGGCCUGCGACAAGCCAUCGGUGUUCGGGAGUUUGAAAAUUUUCUGAAAGAUUAUUUUUUAGAAGGUAGAUGUGAUGAAGAAAGUGAUUCCACUGAAGGGUCUUUGUCCCUGAGAUCUAUAAACAAGGGUAAUAAGAUGUUGAAAGAGAAUAUUCAGGUAAUCUUGGAUACCAUUGGUGACAACCAACCUAGAAUUCUGCUAAAAGAAGCCAUUGACAGAAUGAAAUUGAACACCCGAAGACUUGUUCGUCGUCAAAAAAGGGGGAUAAAUCGGCUGCAAACAUUGUUUGGGUGGAACAUACAUUAUGUUGAUGCAACAGAAUCCAUAUCAUGCAAAUCAGAUGACUCAUGGGCUUUGCAAGUAGUUGAACCUGCAGAAAAAAUUAUUAGAUCUUUCCUUAAUGAGAAUGCCAGCUCAAUGCCUGAUUUGGAGGCUCCAAAUAACAUGGGACCGAAAUUAAUCCAGAGGGACUUAUGGACUCAAUAUAUAUGUCAGGCUUGUGGGGAUAGGGUACUUAGAGGGGUACAUGAGUGGGAACAACACAAACAAGGCCGUGGGCAUCGAAAACGUAUUUCCCGGCUGAGGAAGUCUCAAGGAUUUUACUUACUGGAGCAGCAACAACAACAACAACAACAUCAACAUCAACAUCCUGACUGUAGCUAGAUACAUUCAAUAUUUAUCUUGGUUGUUGGAGACCGGAAGUAUCCAAUUUCUCUUAAUCUGCUUGUCCAUUUGUGGUUGAAAAAGAAUUCACCUCCAUGUGUAAGGUUUGAAAUUGGUAUUUAUAAUCAUAGAUAUAAAGCCAAAGGUUGAUCCGUGAUUUGUUGAAUCAUGUUGGAAUAUUGGUUAGGUAUGAUAUGAUAUUUGCAGA
This is a messenger RNA of Quercus lobata, 1724 nucleotides long. RefSeq names its product tRNA dimethylallyltransferase 2-like. Gene Ontology annotation, biological process: tRNA modification. NCBI's taxonomy places the organism in Eukaryota, Viridiplantae, Streptophyta, Magnoliopsida, Fagales, Fagaceae. Gene Ontology annotation, molecular function: tRNA dimethylallyltransferase activity. Gene Ontology annotation, cellular component: mitochondrion. The record is from RefSeq and is a predicted model, not a curated record.